This is a messenger RNA of Haemonchus placei, 255 nucleotides long. The record is from the annotation of a GenBank genome assembly. Lineage: Eukaryota; Metazoa; Nematoda; Chromadorea; Rhabditida; Trichostrongylidae.
AUGCCUCACAAUCACCGCUGUAACAGAGUGUACCUGCGCCAUGGUCUGGUUUUGCUUAACGGUUCCGGCUGGAAUGCAAAGGAAAUCCACAUCAAGCUAAUGGAGACAUACGGCGAGGACGUCAUCCCUCGUCGCACAUGGAAGACUUGGUUCGCUGGAUUCAAGAAAGGAAACUUUUCUAUCGAAGAUGCUAUGCUAUGCGGGAAAUGGCGACCAUGCUCGGCUAUAAUCAAUCGACGAUUCUACGUGGACUGA